GUUGGGGAUGAGAUGAGGUUCCUAAAGCAUGGGGCACACAGUAUAUACAACACAAGACAAUUCUUCAUCCUUAUUUAGAAAACCAGAGAGAAUACUCUGAAUUUCUUCCUUCACAUAUUAUUUUCCCAAUUAAUCAAAUAAUUAAUCAACCCCCUUUUGAAUUCAAUUCAACAAAUAUUACAAUAUAUCAAAACCAUGAUCAUACCCACAACUAUGUUACUCGAAUCCUACCCUUUCCAGUUGAAAUUGAAGCAAUUCCCUUUCCCUCGACACCGUUUUCACACUCACACCUUCACAACUUCAAUAUCAAUACCCAACACUAAACAUAACACCGUCAAAUGUCACUUAACCCCCCUAAAAACCCCGUUCUCAUCAAUCUCUAAUUCCAAUUCAAAUUCCAAUUCCAAAUCCCCGUUAGAGUCUCUCGCAACCGCAAUAUGGAACACGAUACGAAAACCCGCAAUUGCCGCGGUUAUAAUUGGGAUUCUAUUGAUGUACGAUCCAAACACUGCAUUAGCAGCAUCUGGUGGUAGAAUGGGUGGAAGAUCUUUUUCUUCUUCUUCUUCUUCUUCUUCGUCUUCAUCGUCGAGGAGUUAUUCGGUUCCUACACCGACCCCGGGGUUUUCUUACUCUGCUCCGUAUUAUGGGCCUUCUCCGUUUAGCGGUGGGGUUUACUUUGGUCCCGCCGUUGGGGUUGGUGUUGGUGCUGGGUCCAGUUUCUUUCUCAUAUUAGUGGGUUUCGCUGCUUUUAUUUUGGUUUCUGGUUUUCUUUCGGAUCGUUCUGAGGGUAGUGUUCUCACUGCGGCUCAAAAAACCACCGUCCUCAAACUUCAGGUUGGGUUGUUAGGGCUGGGCCGUUCACUUCAAAGGGAUCUGAAUAGGAUUGCCGAAGUUGCAGACACAUCAUCUUCAGAAGGUUUGAGCUACGUAUUGACAGAGACAACAUUAGCUUUGCUUCGGCAUCCUGAUUAUUGUAUCUCGGCAUAUUCAUCUGUGGACAUAAAGCGGGGUAUAGAAGAUGGGGAGAAACGUUUUAAUCAACUUUCAAUUGAAGAACGGGGAAAAUUUGAUGAAGAGACGCUGGUCAAUGUUAAUAACAUAAAGAGGCAAAGCACGAGAAGCCAGAGAGCUAAUGGGUUCAGCAAUGAAUACAUAGUGAUAACAAUCUUGGCAGCUGCUGAAGGAGAACAUAAACUUCCUAGCAUCAAUGGAAGUGGAAAUCUGAAGGAAGCUUUACAAAAACUGGGAUCCAUUCCUUCAAGCAAAUUAUUAGCAGUUGAGGUGCUAUGGACCCCACAAAAUGAGAACGAUACUCUCUCAGAACGGGAAUUACUCGAAGAUUACCCACUUUUGCGACCUUUGUAAAUUGCAAUGGUCUGCUUGCAUUCUACUUCCGGCCUUCUACAAUUAUGAGCUGUAAUCGGGUUGUGAUUGUGUAUUUGAGGAUAUCAUAUGUGGUAAUGGUAAUACUGAAAUAAUAAGCAUUAAAACCAUUGAAUCACUGAUAUUAUCCUGCUACUCAAUCUGCAAGGUUAUACAGCUGCGGCCAAUGUCAAUAUGACAUUGUGUCAACUAUAUAAAGGUCCGAUCAUAAUCAUUGGUGAUAUUAGUUGUACAGAUUACCCAUUAGGAUAUCCUCUAAAGAAUUUGUAUCAUAUUAUAGAGAAUUAUUUUUUCGCCUUAAUUCGAAAUAGUUGUCCAUUCUGUUUAGAAA
This is a messenger RNA of Cicer arietinum (chickpea), 1714 nucleotides long. Its product is annotated as FLUCTUATING-LIGHT-ACCLIMATION protein 1, chloroplastic. The record is from RefSeq and is a predicted model, not a curated record. NCBI's taxonomy places the organism in Eukaryota, Viridiplantae, Streptophyta, Magnoliopsida, Fabales, Fabaceae. Gene Ontology annotation, cellular component: chloroplast.